AUGAAGAUUACCAAGCGCCCCUGGUCGCAGCGCGGACAUGCCGACCACGGCUGGCUCUACACAUACCACACCUUUUCCUUUGCAUCGUACUACGACCCGCGCCACGAGAGCUGGGGCCCGCUCCGGGUCAUCAACGAAGACCGUGUCGAAGCUGGCACUGGAUUCGGUACGCACAGCCAUGCAGAAUUCCUCAUCUUCAGCUACAUUGUCAACGGCGUGCUCGAGCACAAGGACAGCAUGGGCAACCUGGAGAAUCUCAAGCGCGGCGAGGUGCAAUUCACCAGUGCGGGCACGGGCAUCCGGCACUCAGAGUACAACCGCAACUCGGAUUCGGAAGUGCAUUUCCUGCAGAUCUGGGCCAAGCCCAACAAGAGGGGACUCAAGCCGCACUAUGAGACGAAGAAGUUUCCUGACGAGGACAAGACGGACAAGCUUGUGAGAAUCAUGGAGUACACUGAUCGCCUGGCGCAGAGCAAGGGGGCUAUUGGCCUGCAGGCGGAUUUGAGCAUGGAUGCGUCGAUUCUUUCGCCCGGCAACAAGGUGGUGCACGAUGUUGUUGCCGAUGGGCCCCGGAAGCUGUUUGCCCAUGUUGUCAUGAGUGGACGCGAGCAGCCAGCCCAAGGGGGAGCGCAGAUCAAGAUUGGUGACACGGUGCUGGGCGAGGGCGACGGCGCAUACAUUGAUGGCGUGACGGGACCUGCCAAGGUGGAGAUUGAGAGUGUUGGCGACAAGCCGGCCGAGUUUUUGCUAUUUGACAUGGGGCCUGAGGACGCGUAGAUGUUUCUUUUAGUGUUACCAAUCCCAUGGCUAGUUUCAUGGGAAUUUUGUGUCCAUGGCGAAUUUGCUUUGAAUUUAAGAAUAUGAUUUA
Molecule: messenger RNA, 868 nt
Organism: Exserohilum turcica Et28A
Lineage: Eukaryota; Fungi; Ascomycota; Dothideomycetes; Pleosporales; Pleosporaceae
Exons: 2
Coding region: 1-777 (258 amino acids)
Source: RefSeq, a predicted model, not a curated record